Baudoinia panamericana UAMH 10762 is the source of this 177-nucleotide messenger RNA. RefSeq lists its product as uncharacterized. The record is from RefSeq and is a predicted model, not a curated record. The coding region runs from base 1 to 177 and encodes 58 amino acids. NCBI's taxonomy places the organism in Eukaryota, Fungi, Ascomycota, Dothideomycetes, Mycosphaerellales, Teratosphaeriaceae. The transcript has a single exon.
AUGUCCGCCAGCACCACCAUUCGAAUGGUUCACGCGAACUGCUUCGCCGUGGGGCGCAAAACCCUUGAGGCUCCUAAACCGAAGGUCUCCCACGACGCUUUCUCCAUUCGCUUCGUUCUAUGUUUAACUCUGACUCCGAUUCUUGCCCUGGGAUACAUGAGCGUUCUCGCGCAAUGA